This is a messenger RNA of Gastrolobium bilobum, 360 nucleotides long. RefSeq names its product glycine-rich protein 5-like. The transcript has a single exon. Bases 1 to 360 code for a protein of 119 amino acids. The record is from RefSeq and is a predicted model, not a curated record. Lineage: Eukaryota; Viridiplantae; Streptophyta; Magnoliopsida; Fabales; Fabaceae.
AUGGCUAGGUGGUGUAUCUUGAUGCUUGUUCUUGCUGUGGCCGUGACUACAAGUGCGAGAAAUGAACCCACCGAUGCUGGUCUGAAGGACCAGAAGAACUUCAUGACCUACGGUGGUGUUGGUGGUUAUUCAGGACUUGGCAGUAAUGGGUUACCUUUUGGAGGAGGUGGGGCCGGACUAGGUGGUCAGUUUGGCGGUGGACUUGGUGGCGGGCUCGGUGGUGGACUCGGUGGUACAACUGGGAUUGGUGGAGUUAGCGGAUUCGGUCCUGGUGUUGGAGGAGUAGGUGGCGGUGUUGGCGGCGGUGCUGGAGGCGGUGCUGGAACCGGUGUUGGUGGCGGUGUUCUUCCUUUCCCUUGA